GCGCCCUGCCGCUCCUCCGCUCUCCCCGCGAACGGCGAGUCGUGGCAGCCGGGCGUCGGCACGUAACCCGGCGCUCCGCACUUGACACCGCUGCCGUCAGUGCGCCUCCUCCCCCUUCCUUAGCCCCCCUCCGCCCGCCCGCCCGCCGGCAGGGCCGGGCUGCGAGGCGGCCCGGCUGGGCUGCCCUCCUGCUGCGUGUAAAGAGGGACCAUCUCCUCAGUGGUCAAAAAGGAAAAACCUAUCAGCAGUCUUUCAGAAUACUUAAUCUGCCCUCACAACAGCUAUUUAGUAUUUGUGGAAAUAUCUCAAGCCCUAGGAUCUGCACUGGAAGCUUUGGCAUCACCAUCCAAAAGCCGCGCAAGAUGCUGGGCUGCAUUCUGAUCAGUCUGCAUGUUCACAGCGAGUGAGAUCUUGGAGUGACGUGUGCUCAUCAAGCCUUGCUUCAGUUCCAUGGAACAAGAUUACAACUCAGAAUACAGACCCAAAGAUAUUACUGACCUUAUACACUUCAUCCUCACACACAACAAUUUCACUUUUAAUAAUCAGCACUUCCUCCAGAUGAUGGGAACAGCUAUGGGCACUAAAAUGGCCCCGCAGUAUGCCAACCUUUUUAUGAGCCACCUGGAAGAAGACUUCCUCAAGAACUGCACCAUCAAACCCUUGCUAUACUUAAGAUAUAUCGAUGACAUCUUCAUCAUUUGGACUGAAAACCUACAAUCUCUGAUUGAGUUCCAUCAGAAAUUCAACAACCACCAUCCCUCCAUCCAACUUUCUCUAGAAUACUCCAGCACCAACAUCUCCUUUUUAGACACGAUGAUCAGCAUCCUGAAUGAUAAAAUACAGACCACGUUAUACAAGAAACCCAAAGACAAACAUACAGAUCUGCACAGAAUCAGCAAUCACCCUAAACACACCAAAAAAGUUGUGAUAUACAGCCAAGCACUCAGAUACCACCACAUUUGCACUGAAGAGAACACCCGGGAUUGCUACCUCACCGAUCUUAAAAAGGCUUUCACCCAACAAGGACACUCCUCCAGAGAGAUAGAUAGCAUGUUUGAAAGAGCCACCCGGAUACCACGUGAAGAACUGCUGCAGUACAGAAGAACCCCCCCCCCCCCAAAUUGCACACCGCUGGUUAUGAUGUAUCACCCCUCCCUUGAACUUGUACGAAAAAUCCUCAAACAAUUGCAACCCAUACUAGACAGAGACCUUUUUCUUAAAAAGGUCUUCCCAGAGCCACCCAUCUUAGCCUUCAAACAAGCACCGAACCUCGCUAACCUCAUCACCAGAAGCAAACUUCCUCAAGCCCAGAACACACCAAAAGGAUCCAGACCAUGUCACGACAAGAAAUGCAAAACCUGCCAACACAUCUCCGCCACCCCCAUUAUUACUACACCCCACAACAGAGCCAUCAGCAUUCCUGGAUCUUGCAGCUACACCUCCAGAAAUGUAAUAUAUCUCAUCCAAUGCACCAAAUGCCCUGAUGGAAAAUACGUAGGAGAGAGCAAAGAACAACUGCGCACCAGAAUGAACGCACGCCGGAAAUCUAUCAAAGACAGAAAUACCCAAUUACUGGUGGGGGCACAUUUCUCACAGGAGGGCCACUCUCUCUCCAAUCUCUCAGUCUUGAUCCUCAAAGGAAACCUACAAAACACUUCCCAGAGACGAGCCUACGAACUCCACUUCAUCAACCUCCUGGAUACUAAAAAUCAUGGACUAAAUAUAGACAUUGGAUUUAUGACACAUUAUAACCUGCCUGACAUCUGACUCCCCAGGUACUUCUCCACUAUUCAUCCCCCUUCUCUCCCUCCCACCCAGCCUGUCUCUCACCUAUUGACUCCUCAAUCUACAUCUUCACUGACUUCCUGUCUUGUAUGCAUACCAGCCCAGCCGCUGGCUUCUUUACUUUUCAUUCCAUCCAGGAAGAGCACACACCAACUGCUGAAACUUCCUUAGCCUGAUGAAGGGUUUUUGAACCCGAAAGCUUGCUUAAUAAUUAUCUUCCAACUAUUUGGGUUGGUCUAAUAAAAGAUAUCAGAUUCACCCAAGGAACCUUGUCUGCCUAUGUCCUUAGACCAACACGGCUACAACCUACACCCCUGUGGCUAAUACAUAUAGAACUCCUGUCUUAAGACAUUUUAAUUUGAAUUGUAGGUUUUCACUGACCCAUCUUCAAAAGACCCCCCCCAAUAUGUAAAUAGUGAUGUUAGCAAAUUAGUGUAGAUACAGUUCAAGCAGGGCAUGGACUAGAUGACCUCUUGAGAUGUCCUCUUCCAGCCAUAUCUUCUAUGAUUCUGUUUUCACACAGAUCAACAUGUAUGAAAAAGAAAAAUGGGUCUAUACCAAGCCAUUAUUUAAUUUUGACUAAUAAAGGUUAUUGAAUUUAAA
Messenger RNA from Alligator mississippiensis (American alligator), 2388 nucleotides. RefSeq lists its product as uncharacterized. The record is from RefSeq and is a predicted model, not a curated record. NCBI's taxonomy places the organism in Eukaryota, Metazoa, Chordata, Crocodylia, Alligatoridae. The transcript is spliced from 4 exons. The coding region runs from base 451 to 1767 and encodes 438 amino acids.